UUUUCUUUUCUCCACAGUCUGGGGACCAUGAACAAGUCAGGGAUAUCUACAGUGACUCACUUUGUCCUGUUGGGCUUUGCUGGCCCCUGGAAUGUACAGAUCAUCCUUUUCUCAAUCAUUUUGUUUGUCUACACAUUAACUCUGACUGGGAACAUGGCUAUCAUCUGUGCAGUGAGAUGGGACCGCCGACUCCACACUCCUAUGUAUGUGCUCCUGGCCAACUUCUCCUUCCUAGAAAUCUGGUAUGUGACAUGCACAGUCCCCAACAUGCUGGGCAACUUUCUUUCCCAAACUAAGACAAUAUCCUUCACUGGCUGCUUCAUUCAAUUUUACUUCUUCUUUUCCUUGGGCACGACAGAAUCUAUCUUCCUCUCUGUCAUGGCUUAUGAUCGCUACCUGGCCAUCUGCCAUCCACUGCACUACCCCUCAAUCAUGACCAGCCAGCUCUGUAGUAUCUUAGUGUGUCUUUGUUGGCUUGUUGGUUUCCUUGGAUACACAAUCCCGAUUUUCUUUAUUUCUCAACUACCUUUCUGUGGUCCCAACAUCAUUGACCACUUUCUGUGUGAUGUGGACCCACUGAUGGCAUUGUCUUGUGCUCCUGCACCCAUCAUAAAAAAUGUAUUCUAUUCUUUGAGCUCUGCGUUCAUCAUUAUCACUAGUUUGUUCAUCCUUGGAUCUUAUGUUCUGGUGCUCAGAGCUGUGCUUCAGGUUCCUUCUUCAGCAGGACGGCAAAAGGCCUUCUCCACCUGUGGAUCACACUUGGUUGUGGUGUCUCUCUUCUACGGAUCCAUAAUGGUGAUGUACAUUAGUCCGACAUCUGGCAACUCAGUUGCUAUGCAUAAGAUCAUCACACUGAUGUACUCCGUGGUGACCCCAGCCUUAAACCCUUUCAUCUACAGCCUCCGCAACAAGGACAUGAAAUUUGCCCUCUGCCACAUUUUCUGUAGAGUGGAAAUUACCAAAAUCUCAUGA
Molecule: messenger RNA, 972 nt
Organism: Cavia porcellus (domestic guinea pig)
Lineage: Eukaryota; Metazoa; Chordata; Mammalia; Rodentia; Caviidae
Product: olfactory receptor 11H7-like
Exons: 1
Coding region: 28-972 (314 amino acids)
Biological process (GO): G protein-coupled receptor signaling pathway
Cellular component (GO): membrane
Molecular function (GO): G protein-coupled receptor activity; olfactory receptor activity
Source: RefSeq, a predicted model, not a curated record